AUGCUUCUUGGAAUGCCACUGGCCAUUCAAAUUUGGUUGUACGAGUAUUGUUCGAACGUGCCUCGUAAUGUUGCUUCUAAGGUGGAUUCUCAAAUCCCACGUAUUUUGAAUUGGAAGACAAAUUCUCCUCAUCCAAGAUAUGAAACUCUUAUGGGAAGUAUGUUUGAUGAUACAGAUGACAAGAAUAUCGAGCCAACAAGAAAGGAGAUUUCAGCUUUUCAUAUACCGAAGAAGCUUGUUCCUGAAUCUGCUAGUCAUAAUGAAGAUAACAUUGAUUUGGAUGAUGAUUUUCAGGAUCCUCCACAAAGACAAGAUCAGUUUACCACAAAGAAAAAAUAUUAUGGCGAUUCAUCAGCUUCGCCUGUAAAGAAAAAAUUGAAGCCACAUCCUAAAGGUGUAGAUGAGCAGACAUCAAAAUGGACCCCUCCACCCCGUGCUGCAAAGAUGCCUUUUGUUAGGAUUCCAAUUCACAAGCCAAUUCAAACAAAAAUUAUGCUACGUGGAAAUAGGAAAGACAUAAACCGACCUGAUAGUAAAAAAUCUAUUCCAGUUCAGUCACCUGAUCCGUCUUUGUUCAUUUCUGAAGAUGAAGACGAUAUUUUCUCGAAGAAAGUCUCUGAUAAGUUUUGUGAAAAGAAACAAGCAAAAGCCAACGAAUCUGAUCAGCCUCCAGCGGAUGAAAAUGUUAAGAGUACAUCACCCCAUCAAGCGACUACAAAGUUUGUUCAUGAGUUUAAUAAGAAUCCUGAAGGCACAUUGGUUGCCGAAGAGAUGGCAGGAUAUCAAAGCAACAGUAUGAAUGAUGUGUAUAAUGAGAUUGAUGGGUAUAAUGAGGAUAAUGACAUUGUUCUGGAAAAAAUUGAUAUAGAUGUGCAUGAAGCAAAAGAUGUAUGUGUCGCUCCGAACACAAAAUCCGUUGACGAAAGAAUUGGUGAAGCACAAAUAUCAGAAUCUCAGUUCACAUUUUCAGAUGACGUCCUUAGAAGCAUUGAUCUUGACUCCAUAACAAAAGCCAAUGUCGAAGUUGAAGAUGAGUUGAAGAAUAAAGAAGGUGCAAUCGAGAUGAAUGUAAAUACACCAGCGGAACAUGAGUCAGAGGUUAAUGAUGUGGAUAAAUCAAAGUUAGCUCAGCAACAUAAGAGGGCAGUCCACAUUCCCGCGGGAGUAAAUGAUGAAAGCAAUGCUGAUCAAGAUUUUUCUGACUCUCAGAUCACUCUUUCGGAUGAGCUUCUUCCCAGUCUUCAUGCGUAUGUCAAUCUUGAACGAAGUAUAAUUGUACAUCCAUCGACAAAUCAAGCACAACAAAUGCCAAUGCAUGUUUCAAGGAUUAGGCGACCAUCUAGAUACAAUGAGUCACCAUUCACAAUGAAAUUUGGUUCAGCAGAUGGUUAG
Molecule: messenger RNA, 1392 nt
Organism: Capsicum annuum
Lineage: Eukaryota; Viridiplantae; Streptophyta; Magnoliopsida; Solanales; Solanaceae
Exons: 7
Coding region: 1-1392 (463 amino acids)
Source: RefSeq, a predicted model, not a curated record